This is a messenger RNA of Coregonus clupeaformis (lake whitefish), 4192 nucleotides long. RefSeq names its product genetic suppressor element 1-like. The transcript has 15 exons. NCBI's taxonomy places the organism in Eukaryota, Metazoa, Chordata, Actinopteri, Salmoniformes, Salmonidae. The record is from RefSeq and is a predicted model, not a curated record. The coding region runs from base 113 to 3526 and encodes 1137 amino acids.
GUAUGUUUCACACAUCACUUUCAUCUGAGUCUACGCCAAGGAACAGCGGUAGCCUAUGGAUAUUUUUCUAUACUGGGAUUAAUGUAAAAACGGGGAUUUGCGUUUACGUGGUAUGAGCCAUGAGUCAAAGUUGCGGUCAUUAGGAAUGAUCUCCACACCAACUCGCGCCACGGUCAGCCCUCUCACCCCGCUAGCCAAUGGGAGUGCGGCUGCUCAGUCUGCUCAGUCUGGAUUCGCUGCUGCCCUCCGUCAAUUGGCCAAACAGGCUGAAGAACCCAGAGGUUCUUCUCCCAGUAGUGAGUCUUCAGACUCCUCUCCAGCCACCUGUCUCAGUACUUCAGUCACCACUCCUAAGAGGGGGUUGUCAGGGCCGCUCCAGACCUCAAGUGGGGGGGGCAGCCUUCCCUCCACCCCUCCUGUUGUCACCAUCGCCCCAACUCACAGCAAGACCAGCAGCAUUCUCUGGAGAGGAGAAGGGCACCAGGCUGAGUCAGGUGUUUGGGGAGUGAGUAGGGAGCGUGUGGGGUCUGAGCUCAGCCCUCCCCAGGAGAAAGGGGGUUAUCCUGUCCCCUCUCUUCACGUCCUGGCUCACCCCUCCUACCCCUUCAGCCUCACCCCCAGCUCUGUCAUGCAGGACCGGAGACUACAGGGCCUUAGUCUACCUGGUCAGGUACACCCUGCGGUUCCCUUGGGGGCGGUCCCAGAGGAGUACCUGAGAGGACUCCGCCCCUUCGCUACCUCAGACGACCUCCGCCUGCCCUCGCUGCCCCUGGGGCUCGACCCCGUCACCGCUGCCCACGUUACUGCUGCUGCUGCCUACUACCACCCUGCCUACCUCCACCACCUACACAGGAUGGAGGAGUCUCUGUGUCUGUCUGCACUGCGUUCUCAGUUCUACUCUGUACCAGCAGGGGGAGCCUUCUCUCCCCUCCACCCCUCUGCCCUCCACAUGCACCUGCCUGGGGCACGCUACCCUGGGGAGCUCAGCCACACACACAGCGCAUUGGCUGAGAGACUACAGAUGGAGGAAGAGCUUCGCCAACGAGAGAAACAGAGGGAGCUUGAGCUGGAACGGGAGAGAGAGAGGGAGCGGGACAGAGCGAGGCAGAGGGAGAUGGUGAGAGCGGUGGAGACUGAGUACCUUGCUGGACUGAAGGCUCUCAAGACUCCGCCGCAGGACAGGGUCAGACCUGGGGAGAGGCUGACACCCAACAGACUGGGUAAGCCCACCCUCCCUGCCCUCCCAGUCCCUAAACCUCUACAGCCAGACCUCCAGUCCUCCAGGGGGUCAGCCUCUCACCCCAUUCCCACCCUGGUGCCCUCUCAGACGGUGAACAACGCACACACUGUCUCAGCCUCUACCAGGGGGCUCCAUGGAACACUGGCCUCUGCCAUGAAGCUCCAACAGGCCAAUGGGGAGAAGCGCUGGUUGUCAAAGCAACGCCGGCAAGGGCAGGAGAGGGAGGCGUGGCCACAUGGGGAAGGGGUGGAGCCUAGGAGACACAGCUACAGGUCCAACGCCAGCCAGCAUGACCCAGGCAACAGAGAGUCUCAACCCUACCUAGGAGCCCCACCUCCACUCAUCUCCCCCAAACCUCACCCUCACCUCCUCCACCACCCCCCUGACCCUCCCACCACCCUCUGGAACCCUGCCUCUCUCACAGAGACCCCCCCAGACCCCCGUCGCAGGUUUGACUCCCCUGUUCCCCCCUCCCGCCCCCCUCCUGGCCUGACCAGAGCUGAGUGGCCCCCCAGCUCGGAGCGGGGGGAGGAGGGAUGCAGGAGGAUGGGGGAGGGCCCAGAGAGGUUCUCCUCCGUCAGGGGACCCAUUCUGCAGGUUUCUGGCCUCUGGAGCAUGGCUGAGCUCGAAAGAUCCACUCACAGUCUCCACCACCAACAUAACCAUAACCACCUCCACCAGAGGGGCUCACUGCUCCUGUCCUCCCCCAGCCCCAGCUCUGACCUGGGGGUCCAGCGCCCGUCCAGCUCCCCCUCUUCCUCCAGGGACCUCCAGAAGUCUGAGCGGCCAGGCCAGGAGCCUCAAAACCCAGUGGUGUACGAUGAGAUCCUUCUGCAGCAGCACAGGCUGGUCAGCAAGCUGGACCUGGAGGAGAACAGGAGGAGAGAGGCCAGGGAGGGAGGUUAUUACUAUGAUCUAGAUGAGUCGUAUGAUGAGAGUGAUGAGGAGGAAGUGAGGGCCCACCUCAGAAGGGUAGCAGAGCAGCCCCCCCUAAAACUGGACACAUCCUCAGAGAAGGUGUGUUUUCUGCAUGUGUGUGGCCUGACUACGCUGGCCCAUCGUGACCAGCUGCUUCAUCAGAAGAGGAGGAAGAGGAGGAGGAUGCUGAGAGAGCGCAGCGUCUCCCCUCCAUCUGUACAAGGCAAGAGGAAGACCCCUCGUCCUACUGUGGCACCCCUCCCCCCCCUCAGCACCACUCUCACCCCUGAGGAGCUGAACUGCUUCCCCCAACUGGAGGACAAGAAACACUUCCUCAACAUGCUUAGCCUGUCCCAUGUGACCAUCCAGCAGAGGAGAGAUAAGGAGAAGAUGGAGGGGUUGCUGAAGGCUAUAAAGCUAAAGAGUGUGACGUUGGACACCAUCAGAUACAACCCAUUACCCCUCUGUAGCAGCACCCCUGUUCUCUCAACUGGCGACGACUCACCUGUCCUCCCAGCCUGCAAGUCAAACGGACUCCACUACCCAGAUUCCCCAAGCCCCUCGUCCCCCUACCCCCACCAUCCCGACAACCUUCACACAAACCCACUAAACCCCCAACCCCCUCCACCCCGCCACCCCUAUCCCCUGGCUCUCCACCCCGACAGGGCAGGAUUGGGCGAACGUCACCCAUCUAAGAGGCUCCAGGAUCUCCAGAACGGAGCAGGCCACCUUGGCCAUCCUCCCCAACCGAAGGUGCCCCUGGAUGGGCAGAACAAGCCCUGGGAAAGAUUCAUCCGGGAGGACUUCGCCCAACACUUCCACCAGGCUGUGUUGCAGUCUACCCACAAGACACUGGGUGGCUCCCCUUGUGUUCCAGAAUCCAGUAUAAAGUCUGAGCCCUCAGCGCCCUACAACAUCCCCCCUCUGAAGAGACCAGACCCCCUUCACACACCCCCACACCCCACCAACGGGCAUCUUCCGUACCCUUCUCCACCCCACCAUGACCCUGAUGGUGUACGGGAUGAGCUGUCAGAGGAAGAGGAGGACGAAGAGGAGGAGGACGAAACCCCUAAGAAGUGGAGGGGCAUAGAGUCAGUCUUUGAGGCGUAUCAGGAGUAUGUGGAUGAGCGGGGUAUGGAGAGACAGGUUCUCCACAGUCAGUGCCGGAGGCUGGAGACUCAGAACUACACUCUCAGUCUGACAGCUGAACAACUCUCACACAGCAUGGCGGAGCUGGUGAGUCAGAGACAGAGGGUGAGAGAUGAGAGAGAGAGGCUGCAGGCUCAGCUAGAGCACUUCAGGAAGUGUCUGACCCUUCCCAACGUGCACUGGGGCAAGGGGCAGGUCAAAGGUCGCCUCCCCCGGUGACUCCCUGCCCUGCUCCUGACAGGUUGACAGAGACAGACAGUCAGACUGACUGACCUCUAGAGAGAGAGAGGGCACUGGAUUGGUUACCAGUCAGAGGCAGAGAUGGAAGAGAGCUCUGGACGGGGAAGGAAGAGAGGAUGGUAGAAAGGGAGGAGUGCCACGCUCCUAGACUCUGUAGUGUGGUCAGACUCACCACUGGUGAAAGACUAGAAGUCUAAAAGCUAGAGGUCUUAGCUACAUAAGAGUAUGGCAUAAUAUUGGGACCCACUUUAACCAAUUCUAGAAUUUGGGACAAAUACAAUGACCACUAUGUCCUCCUUUUCUCUCUCCAUGAUUUGGAAGGGUUUGGAAUCAACCAAUAGCCAGCCCAAAAGGGAAUGCACAACCAAUAGCAAGCCAACCAACCACAGAACUGGAAGGACUUGAAUCAGCCAAGAUGCACUUAAAGACCUAGAAGAGCUACUAGUGAUCAUACUAGUGACAGUACUGUUAGAACUAUCUAGAACAGUAAACACUGUGUUAUAGAGAUAUUACUAUUCUGGAACUUUUUUCACUUGGGUUCAUGGACUUGCAAAAACAUUAGUUGUAGAAUAUUUAAGACAGUGUUUCUAUAAGGAAAUAACUGGAGGUUGUGAAAAUGUUUAAAAAUAUAUAUAUACAGUUGAA